UGCCCGCAGCCUUGGGUCCAGCUCCUGUGCCCUGCAGCCGCUUGCAGCCUCCCGGCCAGCUCCUGUGCCCUGCAGCCGCACAACUGGAUUAUUCCCGCCGGGGAGGAUCACGCUCUCCUGGGGCUCUCCUUUGACUGGGGAGGGAAGGAGCGAAACAUCUCCUGUCUUCCUCACUGAAAGGGGAACUCAAACUGAUUGAUCUAUCUGAAACCGUGCUCCUGCAAACUCCGUUUGUUUGAGUUAAUUUGAUUAUAGUACAGAUUUCACUGCCCCAGAUAGAAAGAUGACAAAGCACUGGAUCACACUUUUGCUGUUCUUGUCAGUUACUGUGUUGUUUUCCACAGCUAUCCCGUCAGAAGGGCAUCAGAAUAUGACAGAGGACUACGCUCAGCUGAGUGUUACACGGAAUAAAAUCAUGACAGCACAGUAUGAAUGCUACCAGAAAAUUAUGCAAGAUCCUAUUCACAGGAAAGAAGGGCCUUACUGCAACAGGACGUGGGAUGGCUGGUUGUGCUGGAGUGAUGUUGCUGCUGGCACUGUGUCAGUACAGCGUUGUCCUGACUACUUUCAGGAUUUCAACCCAUCAGAAAAAGUUACAAAGAUUUGUGAUCCCAGUGGGAAUUGGUUUAGACACCCAGAAAGCAACAGGACGUGGACAAACUAUACCCAGUGUAAUAUCUAUACACACGAAAAAGUGAAGACUGCUCUGAAUUUGUAUUACCUGGCCAUCAUCGGACAUGGCCUUUCAAUUGCAUCACUUCUGGUUUCUCUUGGCAUAUUCUUCUAUUUCAAGAGCUUGAGUUGCCAAAGGAUUACCCUGCAUAAAAACCUAUUUUUCUCUUUUGUUUGCAACUCUGUUGUAACAAUAAUUUCACUGACUGCAGUUGCCAACAAUCAGGAAUUAGUUGCAACUAAUCCAGUUAGCUGCAAAGUGUCACAGUUCAUCUACCUGUACCUGAUGGGCUGCAACUACUUUUGGAUGCUGUGUGAAGGCAUUUACCUGCACACUCUCAUCGUGGUGGCUGUUUUUGCUGAGAAGCAACACUUGAUGUGGUAUUACCUUCUUGGCUGGGGUUUUCCGCUGAUCCCUGCCUGCAUACACGCCGUUGCCAGAAGUUUGUAUUAUAACGACAAUUGCUGGAUCAGCUCUGAUACUCACCUGCUCUACAUCAUCCACGGCCCUAUUUGUGCUGCACUCUUGGUGAAUCUCUUCUUCCUGCUAAAUAUCGUUCGUGUGCUCAUAACCAAGCUGAAAGACACCCACAAGGCAGAAUCCAACCUGUACAUGAAAGCAGUGAGAGCUACCCUGAUUCUCGUGCCACUCCUUGGCAUUGAAUUUGUCCUGUUUCCAUGGCGACCAGAGGGCCGGAUCGCUGAGGAAGUUUAUGACUAUGUGAUGCACAUCCUCAUGCACUACCAGGGUCUGCUGGUGGCUACGAUUUUCUGCUUCUUUAAUGGAGAGGUCCAAGCUGUUCUGAGAAGGCACUGGAAUCAGUAUAAAAUCCAGUUUGAGCACAGCUUCAGCCACUCGGAUGCCAUCCGCACCGCUUCCUACACCGUGUCGACCAUCAGCGACGUCCAAGGCUACAGCUACAACCACGACUGCACCAGCGAACAUUUGAAUGGGAAGGGCUACCACGACAUGGAGAGUGUUGUGCUGAAAACAGAAAAGCUGUAUGGCUGACCACCCAGGGCUCAGCACACCUGCCGGGCUUAGUGCCCUGAACUCCAAGUUUGAGUGAAUGACUUCACGGCCAGCAGAUUUUGCCUAACUUGGGAUGUGUUAUUCUCCUGAAUGAUGCAAACUAAACCAACUCCUCCUUCACCUGUAUGUAUAUAUCUGCAUAUAUACAUAUGUUUGUUUCUGUGCAUCUAUAUAGUAUGGACAUCUGUACAUAUAUAUCUAUAUAUGUAUGUGCAUUUAUAUGAGGAUACAAACUUUGCCUCUUCAGUUUCUACUGUGUAGACAAAGUUGGCAAUUUUUUGUACAAAGGGAAUCAAUGAAGGAUUUUUUACUUACUUUGAAGGAUUUCUUGCUUACUUUGAAGGAUUUCUUAUUUUCUUGGCAGUUUGUAUGACUGUUGUGUUGAAGCCACUUCGUUUGCCUAUAGAGUGUAAAUACCACACUGUAUUGUCUUAAUUCAACCUAAAACAGAGUGAAGGAAAGCAGUUAAAGUAGGUGCAAUAAUAACAAUACGUUGUCCAGGUUAGUUUUGUGCCCAGCGUUUCACUGCUGAAAGAGCCCAACGGGUAGUCUGAGACAGCAGGCAGAUGGUUUUGAUCUGGCCAGUUUGUUUUAUGCACUAUUUGGAACCAAGCAUAGAGACACCAGUGCAAGUCUGAGACUCUCCUCACCUCCAUACUGCACUGUAUGACUUUACAUCAGCCUUCAAGCAACUUUAUUUAAGUUAUUUUUAUAUAUAUAUAUAAGGAUGUCUCCUUCUGAGGCUUGGGGAAGUUUCUCACUGGCUCUACCACAGACAAGAUAGCUGAGGCCUUACUACUAGAAGGGAAAGUAGUAACCUGGGUAACAGUAAAUCCUUCCAGACACUAUCUCAUAACUGCAGCUGAUGGAAUUUAGCUGUCUGCUUAAAGAAUUUAUUCAGCUGGGAAAAGAUCAUGCACAGAGUUUGUUGUAACCAUGUUGUUGUUUU
Molecule: messenger RNA, 2654 nt
Organism: Dryobates pubescens (Downy woodpecker)
Lineage: Eukaryota; Metazoa; Chordata; Aves; Piciformes; Picidae
Gene: CALCRL
Product: calcitonin receptor like receptor
Exons: 13
Coding region: 284-1684 (466 amino acids)
Biological process (GO): angiogenesis; adenylate cyclase-activating G protein-coupled receptor signaling pathway; cell surface receptor signaling pathway
Cellular component (GO): plasma membrane
Molecular function (GO): calcitonin gene-related peptide receptor activity; calcitonin receptor activity; adrenomedullin receptor activity
Source: RefSeq, a predicted model, not a curated record